GAGGUUUUGGGUGUGUGAGUGGUCACAGGAGGUGCGAGCUAUCGUGGGGUUUUUUUUUCUGGUUUUCUCUUCACUUUUAUCGAUAGAGUUAGUCUCUUUAAGUAAAGAGAUAAGUUAAGUUAGUUUCCGGUUAAGUAAAGAGAACAGACAGUCAAUUAUAGUGUUUUUUUGUGUGUGUGUUAAAUAGUGUAGAUUAAAAGACAGGUAAGUUAGCCAGGUGUGUAGUAGCAGGGCGGGAGCGGGAUGGCGUCCCUCACACAGAGGGUGGCGUCACCUGUCUCCCUCCGCCAUGGCGUCAGGUGUAUGCCGGCUAACGGCGUAAGUGUGGAGGACGUUUUACUGGCAAUGGGGACGGAGGUCGGGAAUGAGAAUAUUUUCGCUGCUUCCCGCAUGAACAAAGCGGUCGUGGUGUUUCUGAGGGAGGAGAGUCAGGCGAGACACCUGACCAACACCGGCAUUUUGUAACGGGAACAAUUCAAAGCAGGAGUGUGAGGAUUUUGAUCAGAAUUUCUUGCAUUUCAGUCUGCUGCCUGCUGUGUUAAUUAUACUACUGCUGUCAUUCGUACAGCAGAGAAAGAAGAUUUAUGCCUUUGAGAAGAGAUUUCUGUGUCUGAGCGGCCGAUUUGGUUUAGUGGUACCUGUGGACUUCACCAGCACUCAGGAGAAUCGAUGGUCCUACGCUUUUGCUUUUGGUGCCAUCACUGGUCAAAUGGUCAAUCUGAUCUUUGGGAUCAGUGACCCGCUUCCUUUUACACUGCCUUCUUAUCUCAAAGUGUUUGUGUAUAUGGCAGCUGCAAUGAAGGUUGGCAUGGCCUGCAUGCCCUUAUUCUGCUGCCUGUCAACACCACACAAAUUGCUGGGAGGAGUCUUGGGCCUGCUGUUUUCACUCUUUUGGUUCACUAUGAGCAUGUAUGAGUUAGUCUGGUGCAGUGAAUCAACAGCAUCUAAAGGAGGUUUGAGAGAUUACUUAUUAGAACACGAGUGGUUGCUGGAUCUCCCACCUUUACUGUGUCUGGGCUUCCUGGUGUGUCAGUUUAGGUACCAGACAGUGAUGGACAUUCUCAAACGUCUGAAGAAACACAACCAACAGCAGACAGAAGAAAAUAAGGAGCAGUACAAGUACGUACAGAGAUUACUGCAGCGUUUAGAUGAAAGGUCUUUGCAGAAGAGCUGGUUUCAGAGGAAAGUGUAUGAGUGGGAUCCGUAUUUUAAAUUCCCAAACAGGAUCAUCGCCACCGUCGUGCUCUGCUUCCUCAGUUUGUACAUGGUGUGUAUGGUGCUGCUUGAGCUGGUGAUUACUUCGUACGGUUUCGUCCUGUUGGACCACAUGUGGGAUGCAUUAUCUCAUUUAUUCACCAAAUCAGAUUUCAUCACAUCAGAAUUCACCAAACACCUGAACUAUUUUAAAUGCUCCUGGUACGUCUCUUCAGCCUGCGCCAUCUUUUCCUCUGUCGUUCACAUUAGCCGUGUGUUGGUGUGUUACAGGAAGCAGAUCAAAUCUUUGUGGGCCGGACAAAAAAUAUACUUACCCAGGAAGUACAGACCGAGUCCUACGUCUAGUCUGGGCGGCCUGCUGAAGUACCCCAGCUACCAGAUCGCCUUCACUCUGUGGGGUUAUCUGAUCGUGCACUUGGCCUUGUUCGUGGGUAUCUUGGUGUUUGUGUACACGGUUAUAUCUCCGAUCUGGACGAACGGCUUCCAGCACUGGCUGACCGACCUGAUCAUCGUCCUGGCGAAUUUCUUUGUGCUGCUGGCUGUGAUGGGGCUCCAGCGCAUGUUCAUCCACUUGUUUUUCCUGCAAGAUAAAAACUCUCCUAUGGAUAAAGACAAACCUUUAGCACUCAAUAACAGGAAGGUCUUCCACAACGUGAACUACUUCCUUUUCUUCUUUAAUGUGAUCCUGGGUGUGAUGAGCUGCAUGAUGCGCUUCAUGAAAAGCUCAGCCGUGGGGCUGAUGCUGCUGCCGUGUAUCGAGCGAGCCAUAAUGCCGCAGGGCUUCGAGAGGCUGGACAAGUGUUACUGUACCUGGGUGGGGAUGAUCAUAACAGAUCAUCAUCACAGUAAUCCAGUUCUGCUGUGUUUCUGUCACCUGCUGCUGCGGCGUGUCCGAGUGGACGAGAACUUAUGCUUCAGAUCAGAGCAUGCUGUGAGAGAGCAAGCUCGAACCCGCUGGUUCCUCAUGUACACGCUGGUGAGGAACCCGAAACUCAUCCUGAUGAGAACGCGAGCGGAGCAGAGCAAAACGGACACGGAGUUUGCCUUCGCAUGGGCUGUCGCUAACACGCCGUAGUCGCAGUGCAGCGCGUCACACAGAGAAAUCGCUCAGAAUCAUCAGCAGGAAGCUUCAGCAGUCAGGAAGACUUCAGGAGUUUUUUUUUAUAAAUGAGUGUGUCAAUAGUUUUAUAUAAAUCAGUAGUGUAGUGUACAGCAGUUUGUUUGUGUGUGUGUGUGUGUGUUAACGGCCUGUAACUUCCUGAUGUGUCUCCACCUUCUGAGACUCCUGGAUCUGAUACUUUUAUAUUUGAUAUUGUUCUUGAUCAUUAUGUCAUUGUUUGUAGAAUUGUUGUGUAAUUGUGUGGUUGUUGUAUUUGUGUUGAAGUUCAGAUUUGUUUGGCAGAAUUAACAUGGAACUAAUGCUGAUCAUAAGGACGGAAGAAUAAAAUAAAUAAAUAAUAAAUAUCUGGAA
Messenger RNA from Tachysurus fulvidraco (yellow catfish), 2686 nucleotides. RefSeq names its product stimulated by retinoic acid gene 6 protein-like. The coding region runs from base 710 to 2290 and encodes 526 amino acids. The record is from RefSeq and is a predicted model, not a curated record. Gene Ontology annotation, biological process: vitamin A import into cell. Gene Ontology annotation, molecular function: signaling receptor activity; retinol transmembrane transporter activity. The transcript is spliced from 18 exons. Gene Ontology annotation, cellular component: plasma membrane. Lineage: Eukaryota; Metazoa; Chordata; Actinopteri; Siluriformes; Bagridae.